AUGCCCCCUCCUCUCUCCCGCAGCCUCUACCGCCCUCGGACCUGCGACUCGCUGCUGGACGACAUCGUGCUCACGCACUCGCUCUUCCUCCCCACCGAGCGCUUCCUGCAGCAGCUGCAGCAGCAAUAUCCUCGGCUGCAGGGCACCAGUGGGAGCCAGGGUCCCUGCCUGCGGUUGCUCCUUGACGGUGUCACCUUCGUGGCGGCGGCGGGGCCGUCGCUGGCCCCGGAGGAGCCCGCGGGGCUGCGGCGCAAGCGCGCGGUGCUCGCCGUCCUGCUCCACUUCCUCGACACCUACAAGGGGCUGCUGCAGGAGGAGGCGAGCGCCGGCAGGGUGGUCAAGGAGCUCUAUCUGCUCAUCAUGAAGGACGCGUCCCUGUACCGCGAGCUGGAGGACGAGGUCCUCAGGCUGCACCAGCUCGUGGAGGCCGUGGAGCUGAAGGCGGCCGAGGAGACGCCCCCCCCCGGCAGGCCGGUCAAGCCGCUGUUCAGGCACUUCCGCCGCAUCGACUCCUGCCUGCAGACGCGCGUCGCCUUCCGCGGCUCCGACGAGAUCUUCUGCCGCGUCUACAUGCCCGACCACUCGUACGUCACCAUCCGCAGCCGCCUCUCGGCCUCGGUGCACGACAUCCUGGCCGCCGUCAGCGAGAAGCUGCAGUACUCGGAGGAGCGCGGCGCCCGCCACGACGGCCUCCUCCUCGUCACCGUGGCCUCGUCCGGAGAGAAGGCCGUGCUGCAGCCCAGCGAGGAGUGCGUCUUCACCGCGCUGGGCAUCAACAGCCACCUCUUCGCCUGCACGCGGGACACGCUGGAGUCGCUGGUGCCGCUGCCCGAGGAGAUGCCGGUGGCGCCGGGGGACACGGAGAUCCACCGCGCCGAGCCCGAGGAGGUGGCCAAGCACCUCACCGCCUUCCACUGGGAGCUCUUCCGCUGCAUCCACGAGCUGGAGUUCGUGGACUACGUGUUCCACGGGGAGCGGGGCCGGCGGGAGACGGCCAACCUGGAGCUGCUGCUGCAGCGCUGCAGCGAGGUGCAGCACUGGGUGGGCACCGAGCUGCUGCUCUGCGAGUCGCUGGGCAAGCGGGCGCAUCUGCUCAAGAAGCUCAUCAAGAUCGCGGCCAUAUGCAAGCAGAACCAGGACAUGCUCUCCUUCUACGCCGUGGUCAUCGGGCUCAACAACGCCGCCAUCAGCCGCCUGCGCCUCACCUGGGAGAAGCUCCCGGGAAAGUUCAAGAAUCUGUUUCGGAAGUUUGAGAACCUGACGGAUCCCUGCAGGAACCACAAGAGCUACCGGGAGGUGCUGGCCAAGAUGAAGCCGCCGCUCAUCCCCUUCGUGCCGCUCAUCCUCAAAGAUCUCACCUUCUUGCACGAGGGCAGCAAGACCCUCCUGGACGGGCUGGUCAACAUGGAGAAGCUGCACUGCAUCGCCGAGAAAGUGCGGACGAUCCGCAAGUACCGGAGCCGCCCGCUGUGCCUGGAGCUGGAGGCGUCUCCGGCGCAGCUGCAGACCAAGGCCUACGUGCGGCAGCUGCAGGUCAUCGACAACCAGAACCUGCUCUUCGAGCUCUCCUACAAGCUGGAGCCGGGCGGGCAGUGAGCGCCGCCCGCCCGCACUCACGCACUUUGCCCCG
Nothoprocta perdicaria is the source of this 1630-nucleotide messenger RNA. RefSeq names its product Rap guanine nucleotide exchange factor like 1 (gene RAPGEFL1). The transcript has 15 exons. Gene Ontology annotation, cellular component: plasma membrane. The record is from RefSeq and is a predicted model, not a curated record. Lineage: Eukaryota; Metazoa; Chordata; Aves; Tinamiformes; Tinamidae. Gene Ontology annotation, biological process: positive regulation of GTPase activity; Ras protein signal transduction. Bases 1 to 1596 code for a protein of 531 amino acids. Gene Ontology annotation, molecular function: guanyl-nucleotide exchange factor activity.